Molecule: messenger RNA, 8934 nt
Organism: Terrapene triunguis (Three-toed box turtle)
Lineage: Eukaryota; Metazoa; Chordata; Testudines; Emydidae
Gene: BRD4
Product: bromodomain containing 4
Exons: 22
Coding region: 316-4308 (1330 amino acids)
Biological process (GO): positive regulation of transcription elongation by RNA polymerase II; chromatin remodeling
Cellular component (GO): chromatin; nucleus
Source: RefSeq, a predicted model, not a curated record
GUUGCGCGGUGAGGUCAGUGCGGAGCCGCUAUCGGUCCCUCCCGCUGCCCCUCGGUCUUUAUCUGCCCCGCGGAGGCCCCCGACCCAGCCCCCCCGGUGCGACGCGGAGGAGACGCCUCCCCCCCUCCGGGCCCCACGGCGCCCGGUCCGGCGGGAGGGUGGAGAGCGCGCGGCCUGUCCCUCAGAUCUUUCUUUCAAUAAUAAAAGCUGCAGAAAUGAAGGUGAGAGGGUAACAACUGUGAAGAAAAACAGAACACAUAAAGGGUCAUCUCUGCUUCAAGAGUGCCUGGUGAGGAAUGCGAUGGGAUCAAUAGCAUGUCUGUGGAGAGCGGCCCUGGGACAAGACUGAGAAAUUUACCAGUAAUGGGGGAUGGACUAGAAACUACACAAAUGUCUACAACACAGGCACAGACCCAACCCCAACAAGGCAAUAUUGUAGGCACUAACCCCCCUCCACCAGAGACCUCCAACCCUAACAAGCCCAAACGACAGACCAACCAACUGCAGUAUCUACUCAAAGUGGUGCUCAAGACACUAUGGAAACACCAGUUUGCGUGGCCUUUCCAUCAUCCUGUGGACGCUGUCAAGCUAAACCUCCCUGAUUAUUAUAAGAUUAUUAAAACUCCUAUGGACAUGGGAACAAUAAGGAAACGUUUGGAGAAUAACUACUACUGGAAUGCUCAAGAAUGUAUCCAGGACUUCAAUACAAUGUUUACAAAUUGUUACAUCUACAAUAAGCCAGGGGAUGACAUAGUCUUAAUGGCAGAAGCUCUAGAAAAGCUUUUUCUGCAGAAAAUCUCUGAAAUGACUGAGGAAGAAACUGAAAUUGUAAUAGUCCAGGCAAAAGGAAGAGGACGUGGGAGGAAGGAAGCAGUUACACCCAAGCCAGGAGCAUCUACGGUACAAAAUGUAACUCAAGCAUCAUCCCCAGCUCAGACGCAGGCCCCACAACAGAAUCUUCAGUCUGUGCAAACAACUCAUUCCUUUCCUUCUGUGACCCCUGACCUUAUUGUCCAGCCGCCAGUAAUGACAGUGGUGCCUCCUCAACCACCUGCACCUCCUCCCCCUCCUCCCCCACCUUCUGUUCCCCCAACCCCUGCUCCCCAGCCCAUUCAGGCACACCCACCUGUUAUCCCAACAGCUGCACAGCCUGUGAAGACAAAAAAAGGAGUGAAGAGGAAAGCAGACACCACAACGCCAACAACAAUAGAUGCAAUCCACGAAUCCUCCUCGCUGCCCACUGAACCCAAGUCUGCCAAGAUGGGCCCCCGAAGGGAAAGCAGCCGGCCAGUGAAACCUCCAAAGAAGGAUGUUCCGGACUCUCAGCAGCAUGUGGUAGAAAAGAGUAACAGUAACAAAGUGUCUGAGCAGUUAAAGUAUUGCAGUGGCAUCAUCAAAGAGAUGUUUGCCAAGAAGCAUGCUGCCUACGCAUGGCCCUUCUACAAACCUGUGGACGUGGAAGCACUGGGACUGCAUGAUUAUUGUGAUAUCAUUAAACAUCCCAUGGAUCUGAGCACAAUCAAAGCACAGCAGAGAGGCAAAGGAUUGAAUGAGCCAUGGAGACAGAACUAUCCUCACCUCUGGCUCCUUCAGACAAAAAUUGAGUCUAAACUGGAGAACCGGGAAUACAGAGAUGCUCAGGAAUUUGCAGCAGAUGUCCGAUUGAUGUUUUCCAAUUGUUACAAAUACAACCCUGCUGAUCAUGAGGUGGUAGCUAUGGCACGGAAACUGCAGGAUGUUUUUGAGAUGCGCUUUGCUAAAAUGCCAGAUGAACCUGAAGAACCCAUGAUUCCAGCCUCCUCUCCAGUAGUGGUGCCACCCCCAACCAAGGUGGCCCCCCCUUCGUCCAGCGAUAGCAGCAGUGAUAGCUCCUCCGAUAGCGAUAGCUCAUCAGAUGAUUCUGAGGAGGAACGAGCUCAGCGACUAGCAGAACUCCAGGAACAGCUUAAAGCAGUGCAUGAACAGCUCGCUGCCCUGUCCCAGCCACAGCAGAGCAAACCAAAGAAAAAGGAGAAAGACAAGAAAGAAAAGAAAAAAGAGAAGCACAAAAAGAAGGAAGAAGUAGAGGAGAAUAAGAAAAGUAAAACCAAGGAACCACCACUCAAGAAGGCCAAGAAAAAUAAUAGCAACAGCAGUAACUCAAGUAGUAAGAAGGAGCCUGUGAUGGUGAAGAACAGCAAACCCCCUCCUGUCUACGAGUCUGAGGAGGAGGACAAGUGUAAGCCAAUGUCCUAUGAGGAAAAGAGGCAGCUGAGCCUGGACAUUAAUAAACUUCCUGGUGAGAAACUGGGCCGAGUUGUCCAUAUCAUCCAGUCAAGAGAACCCUCGCUUAAAAACUCCAAUCCUGAUGAGAUUGAAAUUGACUUUGAGACAUUAAAGCCAUCCACGUUGCGGGAGUUGGAGAGAUAUGUAACAUCAUGUUUACGGAAGAAGAGGAAACCUCAAGCAGAGAAAGUGGAUGUAAUUGCUGGUUCCUCUAAAAUGAAGGGGUUCUCCUCCUCAGAGUCUGAGAGCACCAGUGAAUCCAGCUCCUCCGACAGUGAAGAUUCAGAAACAGAAAUGGCACCAAAAUUGAAGAAGAAAGGGCACUCUGGGAGAGAGCAAAAAAAGCAUCACCACCACCACCAUCAGCAGGUGCAGCAGCAGCAGCAGAUGCAACCACUGCCUCCACAGCCUGUCCCUCAACAAGCACCGCCUCCGAUGAAGUCUUCUCCCCCUCCUUUCGUACCUGCACAGGUCCCCAUCAUGGAGCAUCCGCUCCCAGGGAACAUGUUUGACACUAUCACACAUUUCACCCAGCCCAUCAUGCAUCUUCCUCAGCCAGAGAUGCCACCCCAUCUCCCCCAGCAACCUGAGCAUAGCACUCCUCCUCACUUGAACCAACAUGCAGUAGUCUCUCCUCCAGCUUUGCACAACGCUCUGCCUCAGCAGCCAUCGAGACCCAGUAAUCGAGCCGCAGCACUACCCCCUAAGCCUUCGCGUCCUCCAGCAGCGUCACCAGCCAUAAGCCAGCAGCCCAUGCUCCCCCAGCCGCCUUUGCCUCAGCCUCCCCAGGUCCUCCUGGAGGAUGAGGAGCCUCCCACGCCUCAUCACAGCCUGCCUCUGAGCACCAGCCAGAUGCAGCUCUACCUUCAACAGCUGCAGAAAGUGCAGCCGCAGACUCCUCUCCUCCCUUCAGUGAAGGUCCAGUCGCAGCCUCAACCACCCCUUCAGCCUCCUGCUCAUCCCUCAGUACAACAGCAGCAGCAGCAGAGGCCGAUGCACAUGCAGCCCAUGCAAUUCCCUCCUCAUAUCCCUCAGCCUCAGCCACCUCCACAGCAGCAUCCACUCCCGCAGCCAGCUAAACCUCAGCAAGUCAUCCAGCACCACCCAUCACCACGGCACCAUAAGCCCGACCCCUACUCAACUGGUCACUUGAGGGAAGCGCCUUCCCCUCUCAUGAUGCAUUCCCCACAGAUGCCCCAGUUCCAGGGUCUGGGCCACCAGUCACCACCUCAGCAAAAUAUCCAGCCGAAAAAACAGGAGCUGAGAGCACCCGCUGUCGUACAAUCCCAGCCCAUGGCGGCAAAGGAAGAGAAGAUGCAUUCACCAGUCAUCCGAAACGAAACAUUCAGCCCCACGUUGCGACAGGAACCUCCCAAGCACCCAGAGAGCAUCAAACCCCCUGCACAUAUCCAGCAAAGAACAGAAAUGAAACCAAUGGAGGGUGGGCGGCCUGUAAUCAGACCCCCUGAGCAGAAUGUGCCGCCACCUGGAGUACAGGACAAAGACAGACAAAAACAGGAACUGAAAACACCCGUCGCCCCUAAAAAGGAUCUGAAAAUAAAGAACAUGGGCUCGUGGGCAAGCUUGGUCCAGAAACCCCUCACGACUCCAUCCUCCACAGCAAAGUCCUCCAGCGAUAGCUUUGAGCAUUUCAAGAGGGCAGCGCGGGAGAAGGAGGAGCGGGAGAAGGCGCUCAAAGCUCAGGCAGAACAGGUGGAAAAGGAGAAGGAGCGGCUGAGGCGGGAGCAGGAAAGGAUGAGGAGUCGUGAUGAUGAGGAUGCCCUGGAGCAAGCUCGCAGAGUUCAGGAAGAAGUCCGAAGACGCCAGGAGCAGCAGCAGCAGCAGCAGCAGGUGUCAGCUGCAGCCUCUGCGCCCCAAGCACAGAGCUCUCAGCCACAGUCCUCUCAGUCUAUGCUGGAUCAGCAGAGAGAGAUGGCCAGAAAACGGGAGCAGGAGCGAAGGCGCAGAGAGGCGAUGGCAGCUACUAUCGACAUGAAUUUCCAGAGCGAUUUGUUGGCAAUAUUCGAAGAGAAUCUUUUCUAAUAGCGCCUGGUUUUCUUCUCCUGACUCUUUAAUUUCCCGGCGAAUCUUUGACUCUCCAUAGUGUUAAUGGCGGCUGGGAGGGGGAGCAUUCCUGCAGCCCUUCUGCAUGUCUGACCAUUGCAGAUCUUUCAGUCGAGGCCUCCGAAGGAUCAGCAGAGUCUGCCUUACAGUUUGACUUUUGCCCCCCCUCACACACUGAAGAAAGACUGACCAAGACAAGCCAACUACGUACUAGGUUUGAUUGGACAUGCAGCUGCUGGGAAGGGUGCCCUGAUCACUCGACAUUCUCUAUGCCAAACGUAUUCACAGUAUAUCCAGGACUUCAUGUUCUUCACACCUUUUCUAUCCAUAAAGGUUCUAAGUUACAGAAUAUCUAUGAAUAAACAGUGCUGUGUCAUGACAGCAAGAGAUGCUCUUCACUGAGAGGCUGCCUAUGGGAGUAUCCUGGCAAGAAUGGGAGCCCUGGGGUCCAGCUGGGAAAAUACACAAGCUGUGUCUGGUCCUUUCAUCACUGGCUUUGCCUUUAACUUAACUUCCCACAAGCCUUUAGCUGGGAGCCAUUCUCUGUAAGUGUUCGCUUGUGAAAAAGGGAAUAGUACAGUGGAGGUGUCAAGUGUAACUGGCCAUUUGAGUGAGGUUUUUGUUUUAGCAUUGUGUGGAGGUCCGGGAAUUGGAGCUAGACUACCAACCAAAGUCAGUUUCUUUCAGUCUGUUUUUUUCCUCCAGGCAGUUUGUUACUGCUCAGCUCUUGACUGGGUAUUAAUUGUCUCUUUGUUAUAGAGUGGAGUGGAGAAACCAGUAACACCAGGGGAAGCUACCACCCUGUCACUAGUGUUUGACUGUGGCUGUAUUGUAUAGUGACUAUAGUUGGCAUAUAUUUGUUUGAGGGUUUUGGUGGGCCACCAAACUCGGUGUAAAAACACUGCUUAUAUUUUGCUCAGUUUCAAACUUUUAGUCUAUAUUUUUAACUGUAAAACCAGAAAGCUGCAUUUUGGUUUUUUUUAAAUGUCAUAAAAUAUGAUUAAAAAAAAAAAGUUUUUAUACCUAAAAGAAGUGGCGGAGAGGAGGGCAAGAGGAGGCGGCAGUUUUGGAAAGGCUCCUUCCACCACCUAUCAAAUCUCACUCACUAGCAGCAGGCGCUUUCCCAUGCGCCUUCAGUGUUCUUUUAAUUUUAUUCUAUGAACUGUUAAAACGUUAUGUGCCAUAAAUACCCACUAUACAGUACAAUACUGGUGUGUCAGUAUGGGGUGAGCGCUGGAGUAAUUGAUUGGUUUUACUUUAAUACGGUGAAUAUGCAUUUGGUCUGUACUGAUCAUGGAAUAAACUCAUCUCUUUUUUUUUAAAAGAUGGUGUCGUACUGACAUUUCUUUGAAUCCUAUUUGUGAUUAAGUUGUUUAAAGGGGUGAGGAUUGUUGAGGAAAGGUUGUCCCUAUCUCCUGACUGUGCUCUAGGGGAAAGGAAGGAGUUCUCACGCUCCUGUCCCCAUCCUGAGGGGAAGCUUGUCCUAGGUAGCCAGUGUGCAUUUUCCCUCCUAAACGAGGGCUAGGAGAGCUGCCAUGCUAAAGCAACACAAUCCUGGACAAGGUGUAGUGAGGCUGAACUUGUGUGAAGGCUUCAUCCUGCUGUUGGCCCCCCUCUCUCACCCAGAGGGCGCAUCAGGACCCCAAGCACUGACACCCACAGCGUCUCAGACAACCAGCGCAGUCCCUUCCCAGUUUCUGAGAUUGUGAUGCAGACGUAGCUGACACUAUGUAAAGCAAGCACAAGAGCCUGACUAACUCCAGAGGUGACGUUUGUCCCACUGAGCAAGAGCUGGGAUUCUCCAAGCCUUGGCCAAGCUAUUCAUUUUGAGAGCUGAUGGCUUCCAUUGAUACUUGCUUUCUGAGGUUUGAAUGUGGGGGUUGGAUGACGGGGUGGGAGGGCCUUCUCUUCACAUUCCAGACCUAGUUCAGUGUGAGAACUGGGUGCAGCUAUCCCUGGGAAGAUCCAGUCAGGACAGGGGACAGAUUAGCCGGCACUAGUAUGGAUAAACUCCACUUUGCUAUUGUCUCCGUGACCAAGCAAGCGUUGAAAUAGCAGCCUCAGGUUGUAGGGUUUGACCGUCUGCCAUAAGCUGACUUCAGUGUUUUCUAAGCUACUUUCUUGUCAUCCCUUAUAGCUCUCUGCUGCCAGUGGGGAGGGGAAUAAGUUUAAAAGAAAUCAGCCUGUUAAGUUUCUCUUAGCUAACAUGAUCGACCUAGUGAUGUGUGAGCCGGCUGGGGUAGUGGGGAGGCUGCAAGAAAGUCUAGAAAUCCAUCCCAUAAACCUGCCCAAGUCCAUCCCCUACCCCCCACUCUAAUGAAACAACACUCAGUCAAACCUGACAGGCUCCUCCCGAUCGAAACUUGUACUGACCAAGAGAAUGGUCAGGACAUUCAAGUCCCUCAUCUCCGUAGCUCUUAAUCUCUGGCCUCCCCACUGUGCUAUCCAUAGUCACAGGCAAGACCAGAGAAGCAGAGUGCAGGAUUUGUCUGGUGAUGGCAUGAGGAAUAGUUCUUGAUUCUAUCUAAUUAUCACAGGGAGCUUAUUAACUGCAUCAGGUGAGGAUCUGUCUGUGCUUGGGAAUGUAGAGCCCCACUUUUCUGUUGGCUAUUUCAGGAAAUAAUCCCAGUGAACUGCCUGUCUCAUUAGAGCCCCUUGGUGUCUCUACUGGAAAAGUCCUGAUUUCCUUUGUCUGGGAGAACCUGCACCAGGGGACUUCAUUAGCAGCUGAUCCUGCUGCUGUUGCAAAGAGAAACCCAAAAGAGCAGCAUCCCUGUUCUCCUUGCUUGGCAGAGCCCAGGCCAGACCAGUGACUGGCUGCAGCUUAGCCUCAGAGCUCAGUGGGUUUGUUUAGAUGAGAUGUGCCAGUGUGGAUCAACAAGUGGUGGCUGCCCUUAACUUUAAAAUACAACUGCAAUCUGAAAGGUCCCAGUAUCCUGUGCUCAUGCUAGUGGCCUGGCCAAGAUCAUUGCAUGCUGGGACUUGUAGUAUUCUUGUGAGCUGCCAAGGCCCCCCACCCAUGAUGAUAAUGGACACAACUGGCAUCAUUUUAUGCAAAUUAGGAGCCACCCUUAUGUUGCUGGCAAAUGGUUGAUGGGGCCUCAGGUUAGGCAAAGUGUGGGCAGGCUCUCUUGGCUUGGGCAGAUUCUCUGUGCUGUGCCGAGCAGGGGAAUAGGGGAUAUGCUUGAUUUUACUCUGAUCCCCAAGAAUUGGCAGGAGCAAAACCUCAUGGCACUGUAGGGCAUGGAAGAGAGGUAGGGAACGUGCUAUUCCCAUGUCCCGAGGGCUAGUAACAGUCACUUCUUACAGUCCUUUCCCAAGGCUUCAGCUGCAUCCUCUGCAGAACAGGCCUGUGUCACAGUCUGUAAAUUGCCUCUGGAUUUCAAUCUUUUUUUGGUUGUGCAUAGUGGGGGAAAUCUGAACCUUUGGCUUCUCCUCUAACCUCUUCCAACGACGUCUCUUGAACCUCACGCAGAACCAUGGGGUGAGCUGCUUCCAUCUCUCACCCUUCUUGGGCAGUAUUCCUCUUUCCACGCUCUCUCCUCUUCUUAUGAAAGCACUUUGGGUGAUCAUCUCCUCCCUCCUUUAAUUUUAAGCUCAGGGUUUCCGGGUAUUUUUAAGUGCACAUCCGCUGUAAGAGUGACCACACACACACUCAUCGCAAUUGUACAUAAAAUCCACCACAUUGCAAACAAGAAAACAAACCAAUUGGAAGUGCUGGAACUUCUAAGAGAGCACCCUAGGUUGUAAAAUAAAGAAAACAAAUAUUAUAUAAUUUAUAUGUAUGCAAAGAACAAACCCCCCUGUAUCUAGUCAAUAGCGAUAUUAGUCCUUUUUUUAAUGUUCAGCCCUUUUUUGCAUUUGAAAUUUGCCAAACCUUUAUCGUCAGUAGUUAAUAAUUCGGAGUAGCGGUAGCAUUUUUUAGACUGGUGGGUUAAUCCAGUAGUCUGUUUCUUUCCCUUUCUUGCUCACCUCUGUAUUGUUUGCAAAUAUCUGGAAACGUUUACAGGUUGCACCUACAUACUCUGUAACUUUAAAUAUUUUUUUAAGUUGUACUCUUGUUCUAUUCUGUGCAUUUUUUUUGUUUGUUUUUUACACGUCGCCGAAUGAUGACCAUAACGUGGUAUCUUUAGCUGGAGAAAUGAUUCCUUCAGUUUUUUUCUGCCAAAGGUGGUUGUGGUUUUUUUUGUUUUGGUUUGGUUUUUUUUGCUAUUCUCAUGUUUUUUUCCCUGUUUUACUGUGUGUGUUUAUAAUUGGGUUGUAAUUCAGAUGAUACACUAUUUAAUUUUCCCCCACCCCAUCCCCUUGUGUAUGAUUUAACAGUUAUGGACAUUAGAAUGCAUCUUCUUGCUAUAGAAGUCUAGUCUAAAUGAUGUAAUCCUGGUUAUUUUCUCCUCCUCUUUAAUCCUGUACAAAAGAAUAAGAGAAACGUACAAUCCCACUGUACUUUUUGCACGGAACGCUUGGCAAAUAAUUCUGUCAGUGAAUUUGAGACUUGUAUUAAACACUUUAGACAUUUGUAGAAGGGAAUUCAUAGAGUUUUCACUUAUAUACUAAAGGUUUUUUUGUGCGGUUCUCAUUGCAAAAAUAAACAUUUGUACUGAA